Molecule: messenger RNA, 1389 nt
Organism: Lates calcarifer (barramundi perch)
Lineage: Eukaryota; Metazoa; Chordata; Actinopteri; Centropomidae
Gene: cmss1
Product: cms1 ribosomal small subunit homolog
Cellular component (GO): nucleus; 90S preribosome
Source: RefSeq, a predicted model, not a curated record
UUUUCAGCGUGCUGCUUGUGAACACACCCCUGCCAUGCUCGCUCAGCGGUAGAUUUGGAUUGGACAGACAGCCGACUGAGGAAAAUGGGAGACGACUUGGGUGACGAGUGGUGGCAACACGAGGAUGCGUCUGAGGCAGAUGAGGAGGCAGAACAAGAGAAACGACAGACAGAAAAAACAAACACGAAGUCAAAACCAGAGAAGAGAAAGAAGUAUAACAGAGAAAACAGUUAAAGCUAAGAAGAAGAAAAAGAGUGAGCAGACUGAGUGUAUAAUUCCCCAAAAGAAAGAGACUGAGGAUGAAAAGUCAACUAAAGCCCCAAAAAAGAGGAAGAAGAAGAAGACAAUUACAGAUGUCUUGGCCACCUCAGAGCCAAAACCAGGCUGUCCAGCUGACCUGCAGAACCUGAUCACACAGCACUUCUCAGACAAGCGCUCUGUGAUCGAGCAGGAGGAGCUCAAAUUGCAGGACUCUUGUUUCCUGUCCAGUAAUGACCUGACACACAGCCUCUCCUCUUAUCUGAAACAGGUUUGUCCCAAGUGGGCAAAGAUUCAAAAGCAGCAUACACAAAAGACUUCAGUGGUUCUACUCAUCGUCUGUAGCUCUGCUCUCCGAACCAUUGAGCUCAUAAAGCAGCUGACCACCUUCAAGGGUGAAGCCAAAGCAGUAAAGCUUUUUGCAAAACAUAUCAAGAUAGAAGAGCAGGUGAAGCUGCUGCAGAAAGGCGUCACUCACAUCGGAGUGGGGACACCUGGCAGGAUCAGUGCUCUUAUCGAGAAAGAGGGUUUGAACUUGCAGGCACUGAGGUACCUGGUUCUGGACUGGAACUGGAGGGACCAGAAGCUCAGGAGGAUGGUGGACAUUCCUGAGAUCAAACAGGACUUAAUGAAGCUGCUGGAGAAUGGUAUUCUGAGUGGCUGCAAAGACGACAAAGUCAAAAUCGGACUUUUUUAACUGCAUGUUAUAAACUUCCUGAUGAUCCGCAUGAAGACUUGAUGUUCAAAGCAACGUAUUGAUGGUUCUGACUACACACCGAGAGGCCUCAUCCUGUUUGUUUUCCCUUUUUUGUCAGAGCAAAACCCGUGCUGUGCUUUUUCCUAUUUUCAGUGGUGUGUGGUGCCGCUUGUUCGCUCUUGUAAUACAUCACAGUGUCCCAGUGUGAUGGAUUGAAUAAACGGACUCGGAAUGAAAACGACAUCCUUCUGUUUGUUUACUCUGACCUUGGGAAGUCCCUCCUACUGACAAUGUGAGGUCAUGAGUUUACUUGCCCACUAGGAAGCCCCAUUUAUCAUAACAUCCUUUGAUAAAGCAUUUUAAAGCAGCACAAAGGGGACCGAGAAACAACAUGUAAUGUCCCACAGCAAAUUAGAAUAAAAAUAUAAAAUACU